CCAACUCCCAUCUCCAAUCAUGGCUUCCUUCAAGAUCUUAUCUCUCCUCCUCCUCUCCAUCCUCUCCAUUUCCUCCGCCGACGUCCUCCAACCCGACUGUGGUUCCUGCUCCCAACCCACCCCCGCCGUCGACCCCAAACAGCCCCUGCCCCCCGUCGACGUCCCCAAGCUGCCCGUCCCACCAGUAGCAGUGCCCAAACUGCCCGUCCCACCUGUCACAGUCCCCAAGCUGCCCGUCCCACCAGUUGCAGUCCCUAAACUGCCCGUGCCACCAGUAGCAGUCCCCAAGUUGCCCGUACCACCUGUCGCAGUGCCUAAACUGCCAGUGCCACCAGUAGCAGUCCCCAAGCUGCCCGUACCACCUGUCGCAGUGCCUAAACUGCCAGUGCCACCAGUAGCAGUCCCCAAGCUGCCCGUGCCACCGGUAGCAGUACCUAAACUGCCCGUACCACCGGUAGCAGUACCUAAACUGCCCGUACCACCGGUAGCAGUACCUAAACUGCCCGUGCCACCGGUAGCUGUCCCUAAACUACCCCUGCCUCCAGUAGCGGUCCCCAAAUUGCCCCUGCCUCCGGUUGCAGUGCCCAAACUGCCCCUGCCGCCGGUAACGGAGACACCAAAGGGCAAGAGUGGAUGCCCGCCGCCACCGAAAAAAGGUAAGGAAGAGACCUGUCCCAUCGACACAUUGAAGCUAGGAGCAUGCGUGGACCUUCUAGGAGGGCUUGUGCACGUAGUGGUGGGAGACCCCGCCGUGAACGAGUGCUGCCCCAUCAUCUCCGGCCUCGCCGAGAUCGAAGCCGCUGCCUGCCUCUGCACCACCCUCAAGCUCAAGGCCCUCAACCUCAAAAUCUUCGUUCCCUUAGCUCUCGAGCUCCUCGUCACCUGCGGCAAGACCCCGCCACCCGGCUACACUUGCUCCCUCUAAACAUUUGUGGAAAAUUCAAGCAUCGGACAUGAGAGGAUGUCACAUUCACAAUUCCAUUUCCUCAAUUUCUAGCCUUUUCCUUGUUAAAUUAUUUACUAAUUUGCAAUUGUUCAUCAUCAUUUCAUUAUGUAAAACUAGUUCCACGGCGAGGAAACAAUUAUUGAAGAUUGAUGUUUUAAUC
This is a messenger RNA of Salvia hispanica, 1106 nucleotides long. RefSeq lists its product as uncharacterized. NCBI's taxonomy places the organism in Eukaryota, Viridiplantae, Streptophyta, Magnoliopsida, Lamiales, Lamiaceae. The record is from RefSeq and is a predicted model, not a curated record.